GUGGUCAGAGACCGAGCUGCUACAAGUGAUCUUUCUCGGAUGUGCAACUCCGCGCACGCUGACCCAAGGCGCUGGCGAGCCCUCAGCCCGAGUGGGUGAUGCUGGUCUCGCUCGGACGGCAGUGUGGCGCUGGGGUCGCGGGUGGGGGAGAGGGGUCAGCCCUGCUUCACCGGGACAAACGCGGGGUGGGCUGGCGGAUCGUGCAAAUCGUCGCGAUUUUUCUCUUUUCAAACCCCGCAGACGCGGAGCCCCGACUCCCUCCUUCCCUCUCUCUCUCUCUCGCCCCCCCCCGGUGACGAGCCACGCCUCGCCUCGCACAGCCAGAGCCAGACAGCCAGCCGGCCGGCCGGACGGACGGACAGACCGACGGCCAUGUUGGGAGAGGCGAGCGCGCGGCGCCCUCCCUCCUAGCGGCGGAACUCGCGGGGCUCCGCAGCGGCAGCACGCGCGCACGCGGGGACAGGGGCACCGGCCGAGGCGCCAGGAGGAGGAGGAGGAGGAGGAGCAGCGGAGAGGAAGACGGAGAAGGAGACUCGCUCUCUCUCUCGCUCCCUUUUUUUUUAAUUCAUAAUUUGUGGACGGGGAUUUUUUUUAUCUCGAGAGGAGGAGGAGGAGGGGGACAAACAACUUGUGUCUGGAAAUCGGCUCGACCCGUUCCCCCUUACGUUCCGGCGUCGGGUCCGGCUUGGGGUUGUUGGCUGUGGGGGAGUUUUGCCGUCUUGAGGCUCAGCACAGAUAUUCCUUUCCUGGUUUUUCUGCUUCUCCCUGGAAAAGCGGAAGGGUGGCGAGGAGACAAAAAUGCCGAAACCGAUCAACGUCCGGGUCACUACCAUGGAUGCAGAACUGGAGUUUGCCAUCCAGCCCAACACUACUGGCAAGCAGCUCUUUGACCAGGUAGUGAAGACUGUGGGCCUCCGAGAAGUUUGGUUCUUCGGGCUGCAAUAUACAGACAGCAAGGGUUACAGCACGUGGCUGAAACUGAAUAAAAAGGUGACGCAGCAGGAUGUGAAGAAGGAGAACCCCCUGCAGUUCAAGUUCCGGGCCAAGUUCUUCCCGGAGGACGUGUCGGAGGAGCUCAUCCAGGAGAUCACGCAGAGGCUCUUCUUCCUGCAGGUCAAGGAGGCCAUCCUGAACGACGAGAACUAUUGCCCCCCGGAGACCGCCGUCCUGCUGGCCUCCUACUCUGUGCAGGCCAAGUACGGAGACUUCAGCAGGGAGGUGCACAAGCCCGGGUACCUCUCCAACGACCGCCUGCUCCCACAGAGGGUCCUGGAACAGCACAAGCUAACCAAAGAGCAGUGGGAAGAGAGGAUACAGACCUGGCAUGAGGAGCACAGAGGAAUGCUCAGGUGGGAUAAGGGGGACCUGUCUUCUGUGGCUGUGUGGGUCAGAGGAGAAGACCCGGUUGUGCAGCGGCGGGGCUGGGUGAUGUCCAGUCAAUACGAGCGAUUAAUCUUCAGCUGUCUCUGUGCCCCGAAGGACUUCGUCUUCUAUGCCCCGCGGUUAAGAAUAAACAAGCGCAUCCUGGCCCUGUGCAUGGGCAACCACGAGCUGUACAUGAGGAGGAGGAAGCCAGACACCAUCGAGGUGCAGCAGAUGAAGGCGCAGGCCCGGGAGGAGAAGCACCAGAAGCAGCUGGAGAGGGCGCAGCUAGAAAACGAGAAGAGGAAAAGAGAGCUGGCAGAGAAGGAGAAGGAGAGGAUAGAGCGAGAGAAGGACGAGCUGAUCGAGCGUCUCCGGCAGAUUGAGGAGCAGACGCUGAAGGCGCAGAAAGAGCUGGAGGAGCAGACCCGGCGGGCCCUGGAGCUGGACCAGGAGCGCAGGCGGGCCCAGGAGGAGGCAGAGCGCAUGGAGCGGGACCGCCGGGCGGCGGAGGAGGCCAAGGCGGCGCUGGCGAAGCAGGCUGCGGACCAGAUGAAGAACCAGGAGCAGCUGGCGGCUGAACUCGGCGAGUUUACUGCCCGAAUCGCGCUGCUGGAGGAGGCCAAGAGGAAAAAGGAAGAGGAGGCCACAGAAUGGCAACACAAAGUAACGUUUUUCAUUCUCACAACACCUGUACUCGUCUGGCUCACGGUCAGUGGCUUACACUCCAGCGACGGCGUCGCCAACCACCGCAGCGAGGAGGAGCGCCUCACCGAGGCGCAGAAGAACGAGCGCGUCAAGAAGCAGCUGCAGGCCCUGAGUUCGGAGCUGGCCCAGGCGCGAGACGACACCAAGAAGACGCAGAACGACGUGCUGCACGCCGAGAACGUGAAGGCGGGCCGGGACAAAUACAAGACCCUGCGGCAGAUCCGCCAAGGCAACACCAAGCAGCGCAUCGACGAGUUCGAGUCCAUGUGAGCCGCGGUCGCACGCUGGCGUCCGUGUGUGGCCGGGCUCCCAGCAGAGAGGCCGUCGUGUUGCCUUGCCAAAGCUCUGUCCUUGCACUGCUCCGGCGGAGCCAGCCUGCUCGCCCAGCGUCGCCGGGAAGCUGGGGAGUCGCUUAGCCGUGGAGUACGCGUCACAACACAUCACAUAUCCUAUUAAAUAAACUUUAUUCGCAGCCUAAAGGUGAUUUGCAUGUCUGAUCCAAAAAAGCAUUCUCGCUUAUAUCCGAAAAGGCUGUGUAUAGCUUUAAUGCAGCUGGCGCCCUAUGUGAAGUUUCAACCUUCACGGUUUUUUGCAGUUGGGAUAACUGAAAUCCUGACUCUAGGAGCCUGUUUUUGGUUUUAUUAGUAAUUUCUUCUUAUUCCCUCGCUAAUUCAUGCUGAAUGCAUGAAGAAAGUGCUUACCUGUCUGCAGUGGGGUAGUGUUGGAGUGGCAGGCUGCCCUUUCCCUUUCGUUAGCGCUGGUCACAGGCGUAUUUCUUUUUUCUUUUUCGUUGUAUUUCGUGUAUUCAUUGUAUAAAACGGGCCGUUCAAGAGGGCAAGAGUCAGAAGGCGAGUGGGACGUAGAGAGAUGUAUGACAGUCAUGCUAACUCCAUGAGUGUUAUGAUGCAAAGCCUUUUUGUUGCUCAGACAAGCAGUUGCUGAGGCUGUGUUUCUUCAAAGGCAAGGUUUCACCAUGGCGGGCUGAUCAGAUCCACACAUUACCUUUGGAUCAUUCGCGGGUAGGGAUAGCUAACAAAGCACUUCGAUUAUGCUUGCGUAUGGCAGUUUUCAUAAGCAUGUCAAACUGCAAGGUGCACCUGUGCAGGUGAUCUUCAUAUGGAAACACAGGGAACCACAUUCAGUGGGGAAAAAAAUGUGUUCCGUACCACGCAGUAUUUUCAUAUUCUUUGAGUCAAACUGUACUAAGCCUCCUGACUAAAUCGGAUGAUUACCAAAGCAAAAACAUUAACCUUUCAUUGGGCAGGAAAUAAAACCCAAAACUGGCGAAAGGUAUUAUUUGAUUCAAGCACAGUGUUACAUUUUCAACAGUAUUUUAAAUAAUCCUGUAUUUUAUUUUUGCCUUAGGUAUUCAUGACACAGGUCCUCUAAAUAGAGAUGUGAGUUGGUGUUUCCGACCCUGCUAGAAUUAACAAAUGUUAACAAAAAGGCUGUGGUGUCUACCGUAGGUGGCGCUAGUUUUAAGUUUAUUAGUGAAUCGUUAGUCUGAUUUUUCUGUCUUCGGGAAUGUGAGAGCUGUGGAUUAGAAUGAACCACAUUAAGAUCUGAGCCCUCAAGAGACUGGCUGUGGAGUCUCUUUCCUCUGCCCUGGUGUUUGAUACCCUGCCAUUAUAGACGGACCACCAUCCCCACGCUGACACCAUCUGAAAAGGAUCCAUCUCCAUUUCGUUGUCCUGAGAGGGAAGGAAAUGCAGAAGAAAUCCCAGUGGAUCUGCCGCAUUUAAAAAAUGGUGUUAUGUUUGGAUUUCGAAGUGUUUAAUCAAACCUUCCAAAAAAAACACCCUGAAUGUAAAACACUUGUGAGAACAUCCUGAUUUUUGGAAGGCUUCACCUGUUCUUCCACCUGAUUGCCCAGCCCUCUUGUGUACAAAAGACUGCCUGUGUGCGUACAUUUAAUUCCCUUUGACCAUUUUGUGUUUAAUGAACUAGGAGAGGCAGUUUAUUUUGUAAAACUGACAGAUUCCCUGUUGAGAUGUCACAAACGUGAUCAUGUGUGUAAUCUUAAAACAAGCUUUUGUGAUCAGUAUUUUUCUUCAAGAAUGGGCUUUUCGAGUUUUUCUGUGACAGCUCUAACACACUGCCGAAAUAACCGGAGCAGUUCUGAAGCCCGGCGUAUUUCACACUGGACUGCUUCCAAGAACAGUUGCAAAGGUUUCUCGAAUUGGAAUGAGACACAUUUAGCUCAAAAAAGAUCCCCUAAUAUUGUCUUCUAAGUAUUAAAAUGAAUCAUGCAGAAAAUUGCUCUGGUGAGCUUUGUGAUGUAUAUAGUGUUGAACAAAUAGUACUGCAGUUUGCUUAGCUGAGUGGAGAAUGGCUGACAGUGGUUAGCUUAAACCUUGCCUUCUUAAGAGCACUAAGCUGUGGACAAAAUGUAGGUCAUUAUUUUGGUUGUGUAUGAGCAAGAGAUGUUUAGUUUGUUUUUUAGCAGUUGCAGAUGCGUCUGAAUUCACACGGUGCAAAUCUGUUCACGUUCCUGCAAUCAGUGUGAUGUGAUCACUUAAUAACCCAGAGGAAGCCCUUUGUGCGGCCACUUCGCAGGUUCUUGAAGUGCUCUUGAGGUGUAUUUGACCACACCUCCACACACAAUCACUGCUAGUCCUGCAGGCUGCAUGACCUGUGUGACGUGAUCUUCCAUUCAUAUCAUAAAUGUUUUACUGGAGCCUGUGCUCACCAAACAAAAACACCGGGUUCUACGUUUCGGUCAUCGAGUCUGAAGCUGGACUGUCACCUUGGUGUGAAGUCAGUUUGCAGCCAGGUGGGGUCCUGCGAACGCAGAUGCCUUGUGGAUUAUUUGUCACUGUUGCUGUAGUUGUCAGGUUGUCAAGUCAAUAAUCCUGCACCUUAGAACAACCUGACGUUCCUUCUGGUGAAGUGAUACUGGGUGCUGUAGUUCUGUUCUGCUUCCAGUAACGCCCAGUGGCAAUCCAGUUGACCUUUCAGAGGAUGAUGUUUUGCUACCAAAUGACUUGAAAACAGUAGCAUAUAUUUUCAAAUAAGGGUGUGACCACAUCUCAACAUUGUGCGUUUAGAAAUGUAAAAAUAAUUCUAUGUAACCUUAUAUACGCAGUACUCCUUUUCACACAGUAAGGCACUGUGGACCUUGUAUAGUGUCAAGAGGUGAAAGCAGGAUGUGCCGGUCUGCCGAUCCUCAGUCUUCUUAUGAAAUACAGGAAUUCCAGCCAGAAACAAAAGGCUUACAACAUGAACGAUUCCAGACCGGGUGGGUGUAUGUCAGAAAAUAUAAUUGGCGACUCUUAAAGAUGUGUGUAUAUAUAUAUAUGCCAGCAGUAACAAGACCCCCAUAUUUUCAGCUACUUUUUCAUUGGUGUCUGCAGUUAGCAUUCUCCUUUUAAUUAGAUUACAGUUCUGCUCAAAUGAGUUUAAAAAAAGGUACAUUCAUCUGACAUAGACUUGAAAGCAUUUUUUCAAAGGUACCGUUUCACGCAAAUUAAACCCUUCUACACAAUUGCAAGCACGAAUGUAUUUUCUAUGUCAAUAUUGCUUUUUUUCCUAAUCUUGGCCAUUAAUGGCGAUGGCAGUUCCAGUGUGCUCCUUCGCCCAGCUGGUUUUCCGAGUGGCACAUGUGACGUUUGUGGGUUUUAUUUUCCCAGACACUGAGCUGUUAGGAAUAUGCAAGAGCUUUUUUGCACAUUUAACAAAGCAUUUCGUGCAGGGUUUUGAGCUCUGUUGCUAGCGGUGUGGUUAUUUCCAGUUUUUCUUGCAUGACUGCAUUGUGUAGUUUCAGAAUAAGCUAUCUUGUUAACAGCCGUUUGAUCAAAUUUGACUCCACAUUCGUUUUCUUCUCCGAGACGGGUAUUGUGAGACUUUGAGAAUUUGCUGUGAUUCUCUGGUAGGUGGCUGUGCUUUUGUGCAGCUCAGGGUUGGAUGUUUUCCUGAAGUGGAUUAGCACAGCCCAGAAAAGUACAGAUAGAGUGAAGGGCGCAGUCCUAUGAAUAAAGGAUCUUGGGACGUGUGGCAUGGGGUCUGGAGUCGCAACUUGUCGGUGUGCAGGUUCGAAAGCAGUUUUGAAGAUCGUGUUGUUGAACAAUGGAGUCAAGAGUAAGAUGAUGUACAUCUCACGGAGUGCCGUUCUGUCAUCUCUUUCAAGCUCUCACAGUGCUCUGCACUCUUGGGUCAUGGCUUCCUUACACCUCUAAGAACUGCAGGUUUGCUGGGUUGCAAUCUGGCCUCUUAGGUUGUUUCACUCUCUUCGUUGUGGUGAUGUAGGAAAAGGAAGACUCACUCCUAGCGUCCAGUACUGCUUUAGGUUAUACAACUCAAACAGAACUGAUCGUAUGAAACGUCUUGCGCAAUUGCCGAGAGUCCAGCGCCGUCUGGAUUCACUCAGUUGACACUAGAGAGAAGGGAGAAUUCACUAGGCCAUCCGACUGUUUACUCCAAGGUGUGAAAUCUGCAGAUUUCAUAUCAGAACACGUUUCCUCUCUGGUGGCGGUUCAGCAUUCUUGAUUAUUAUGGACUCACAACCGUGCUGGUCAAUAUUGUUGAAAUUGCCGUUUAAUGUAAAGCAUUUCCAUGCGCAGUAGGCCGAAGGUACUUCUUGAUCGUUGCAUCUUUUCCGAAGACAAUUUUUCAGAUGCUUUUUUUUUUUGGAGUCGUUUCUUUUUCUUUUGUAAUGGAAAUCACUGUUUUUGUCAUAUUGUUGAGACGAUGGCUGGUUAAGGUUUCGGAAGAUGCCCGCACGCUCUUGAUCGCUGCUUUCCUGGAGUGCGGGACUCCUCUCGGGGGGGCUUGAGCUGCGGAGCCCCAGAGCUUUGGCAGGAGCGGACGUGAACUCCGGGGAACGAACACGCGCCUGUAUUUGCCAUAGCAAGUGAAAUACUGUGCUUCCAACUUUAUUUUCCUGAAGCGCGUGUGACUAACACUGAUGCGCCAGUUACCGUGUGGGCCGUUCCUAGGUCUGUAUGUUUAUAGAGUUACUACCAGAAUGGAUCUAAAUCCAUUAAUAUUGAUUGUGUGAACAAUUUUCUAAGCAAGCAGGGAAAAAUAUUUUCUCAUGUAUAUCUUUUUUUUGUUCUUGUUUUCGCUGUGGUGGUGGUGGUGGGGGGGAGCUGGCAAUACAGAGCACUAACCAGUUUUAAUCCAAACGGCUCCCUCUCCCCCCGUCAGCCUCCAGGAGAAACUGUGUUGUACAAUCAAGCCCACCUUUUUUGGACAAGGUCCAUCGGUUAACAGUGAAGCUAUCGGAUUUACUCCUGCGCGGUGCGGCGCGGUGCAGCGGUGUGCUGCGGACGGCCCGGCGGGACAGGAAGGACGCGCGCUGGCGUCGGCUCACGCCGGAGACGCCCGCAGCCCCGGUGGGUAUGUGUUGCGCGCCGCUCUCCCGGAGCGAGAGAUACUUCUGUCUGGGGUCCGGCGCUUCAGUAGGAGGCAGCCAGUUAGAAACUCUAAACUCCCUGCGGAGAAGAAGCCUGCGUCGGCCUCGCCGGCCUGGGGGAUGAGUCCGACGAGGCGAUGGGACACACACCAAUACACACCGCUUGAAACUGUUCUCCGCACGCUUUCACACUCCUUACUUCAUUGCUAACAGGGGAGGGAAAUCGGGAAUUUUGGGGGGCAAGGGUUUCAACAUUUUCUCUGUUAUAUUUUUUGGAGGUGGUCAAUAAAGUUUACUUCAAACCAAA
Lepisosteus oculatus (spotted gar) is the source of this 7730-nucleotide messenger RNA. The record is from RefSeq and is a predicted model, not a curated record. Lineage: Eukaryota; Metazoa; Chordata; Actinopteri; Semionotiformes; Lepisosteidae.